CUGUUUUUAUGAUAUCGCGAUAGCUUCACCUCAGUGGCGGCUGUGUGGCCCCCUGUCUUAGUCCGGACGGAGUUGUUUCUGACGUUUGAAUGAAAAACAGUGCAAAUUACCUCCACUUUGGACCCAGGAAAUAAUGGCUUCAGCCUUGGAGCAGUUUGUGAACAAUGUGCGGCAGCUCUCCGCUCAAGGCCAGAUGACUCAGCUGUGCGAGUUGAUCAACAAGAGUGGGGAGCUGCUGGCCAAAAAUCUGUCCCACCUGGACACGGUGCUGGGGGCCCUGGACAUCCAGGAGCACUCCCUAGGCGUGCUGGCUGUGCUAUUUGUGAAGUUCUCCAUGCCAAACAUCCCUGACUUUGAGACGCUCUUUUCCCAAGUCCAGCUCUUCAUCAGUACCUGCAAUGGGGAGCACAUUAGAUAUGCAACAGACACUUUUGCUGGUCUCUGCCACCAGUUGACAAACGCCCUUGUAGAGCGGAAACAGCCAUUGAGGGGUGUUGUCGUCCUAAAACAGGCAAUAGACAAAAUGCAGAUGAACACAAACCAACUUACCUCAGUUCAUGCAGACCUGUGUCAGCUGUGCUUGUUAGCAAAGUGCUUCAAGCCCGCCCUGCCCUUCUUGGAGUUGGACAUGAUGGACAUCUGUAAGGAGAACGGAGCUUACGACGCAAAGCACUUUUUAUGUUACUACUACUAUGGUGGCAUGAUCUACACGGGCCUCAAAAACUUUGAAAGAGCACUGUAUUUUUAUGAACAGGCAAUAACCACUCCAGCCAUGGCAGUGAGCCACAUCAUGUUGGAAGCCUAUAAGAAAUACAUCCUGGUGUCACUCAUUCUCCACGGCAAAGUGCAGCCGCUGCCCAAAUACACCUCACAAAUAGUAGGGAGGUUCAUCAAGCCCCUGAGCAACGCAUACCACGAGUUAGCUCAGGUUUACACCACCAACAACCCGGCCGAGUUGCGCGGUCUGGUCAACAAACACAGCGAGACCUUCACACGAGACAACAACACAGGCCUGGUCAAACAGUGCCUCUCCUCCCUGUACAAGAAGAACAUCCAGAGGCUAACAAAGACCUUUCUGACGCUGUCCUUGCAAGACAUGGCGAGUCGAGUGCAGCUGUCAGGCCCCCAGGAAGCAGAGAAAUACGUCUUACACAUGAUUGAAGAUGGUGAGAUCUACGCUAGCAUUAACCAAAAGGAUGGCAUGGUCUGCUUCCACGACAACCCCGAAAAAUACAACAACCCAGCAAUGCUCCACAAAAUUGACCAAGAGAUGUUGAAAUGUAUAGAGCUGGACGAGAAACUAAAGUCUAUGGAUCAAGAAAUCACAGUAAACCCACAAUUUGUGCAGAAGAGUAUGGGAUCGCAGGAGGACGAUGUUGGUAGCAAAACAUCAAGUUAUUCCUGAGGGGCCUUGGACAGGGAGAGAACGCUGCCACCACCCAACACGUUCUUCCCCAGGAUGAGUUGGAUUUUUUUAAAAGAGGAAAACAAACAAACAUUCUAUUGCAUAAGGACAUUGGUCAAGGAAAAUCUAAUUGUGUGGAAUGAUGAUAAAUUUGGUUAUUCUUUCUUCACAGUGUCUUAAGGAUAACAAAUGAUCCUUACAGAAAAGGAAAAAGAUUACAAUUUUGUCAGUGUUUUAUUUAUCAAUGUUCAGGUUGGAGCGCCACUGCUACAUUAACAGAAACCACAAUAAUAAAAACUGGACUUAUUUGUUCCAAACAUAUGUGUGAAUAAUCUCACUGUUUGUAUUGGUUCUGCUGCAUGAUGGCCGUAACAAGAGGGCAUUACAUGAGGUAAAAACAUCUAUGGCUGACGAGGAAUAAAUCUGAUAUAUUCUACAUUUGUAAA
Messenger RNA from Epinephelus lanceolatus (giant grouper), 1851 nucleotides. It is a transcript of the gene cops3, whose product is annotated as COP9 signalosome subunit 3. Gene Ontology annotation, cellular component: COP9 signalosome. NCBI's taxonomy places the organism in Eukaryota, Metazoa, Chordata, Actinopteri, Perciformes, Serranidae. The record is from RefSeq and is a predicted model, not a curated record. Gene Ontology annotation, biological process: ubiquitin-dependent protein catabolic process.